AUGUCAGGCAAGAACGCGUGCAGGCCUCGCUUCGGUGAGAGUUUGGAAAUUCAGCUUCAGCUGAGGCGUUCCUUGGACUUCUGGCUUGCUGAGACACUGAAUCUGUGCGGUGAUGCACAACAGCCCGGUCUACCCGUGGAAGUCCGGCACGUGAGGAAAGUCCCCGCCGAAAGGGUGUUCAAAGUGAAGCUGCAGAAGCUCGAAGAUGGCUUUGGCUUGAAGUACGAUGCAUCUGACUCCAACGUGCUGUUGGUCCAAAGGGUCGGCAAGUUUGGUCUCAUGAGCUCCUCUGAGAUGUUGAGGGCCAUCGAAGCAUCGAGCGGCUCGGUGGAGCUGGGCUUCGAGCGACCUCAGCUGAAGGAGUUCUCAGUGCGUCGCUUUGGCCAAAAGCUUGGCUUGAUUCUCCAGAAGUUGAAGUCGCAAACAGUUCUUCGGAGCUUGCCGGUGAAGUCGCUGGAAGCGAAUGGCGUGCUCAUGAAGAAGAAUCUUGCCGAUGCCGAAACGCAUCUCAAGCCGCACGACCGGAUCAUCCAGGCACUGGAGAACACACUUGCGACGGCCAUAACACGGUGCUGA
Symbiodinium sp. CCMP2592 is the source of this 576-nucleotide messenger RNA. The record is from the annotation of a GenBank genome assembly. NCBI's taxonomy places the organism in Eukaryota, Dinophyceae, Suessiales, Symbiodiniaceae.